GGCCAAAGUUUCGAUUUCGUGAUUGUGGGCGGAGGAUCAGCUGGUUGCGUGGUCGCCAACCGACUUACCGAAGUUAACAGGAGCGUGCUUCUCAUUGAGGCCGGAGGUGACCCUCCACUUAUAUCAGAAAUCCCAGGAAUAUCUGUGUUAUUGGGUUCAACGUUUCCCGAUUGGAAUUACUACACGGUUAACGAUGGCUCUUCCGGUCAUGCACAUAAGUUGCACAAAUUUCACGCCAUCCAAGGGAAAAUGCUGGGAGGAUCGAGCAAUGUCAAUUACAUGUAUUAUAUAAAAGGAAAUAAAGUGGACUACCAAAAUUGGGUGGAAAGAGGAAAUCUAGGCUGGGAUUGGAACACUGUUAUCGAAUAUUUCGAAAAGAGCGUCUCCGUAAACGAACCCCGAGGUUACCUCGGUAUAACACGACCAUUAUGGGAACGGGAAACCGAGUCAUACUUAAAUGCAUUCAAAGAAAAUGGUUAUGACAUUUUAGACGACACAAAUGACUUCAACCAACUCGGUUUUUCAACGCCAAGUUUCUCAAUUUACAACCACCGACGUCAAAGCACUGCUUUAACUUUCAUCAAGCCAAUCAUGAAAAGACAAAAUUUAUAUUUGCUUAAGAAUACCAUCGCUACGAAAAUAAUUUUCGAUAAAAAUAAAAGAGCCAUUGGUGUAGAAGUAAAUGAUACUGGAGAUAAAAAAUAUAUAUACGCAAAACAAGAAAUAAUUAUAUCGGCUGGUUCUUUAAACAGUCCAAAAUUAUUAAUGUUAUCAGGAAUCGGUGCAAAAGAACAUUUAGAAAAAGUUGGUAUUGAAACGCUUGUAAAUGUGCCCAAUGUUGGCGUGAACUUGCAAGAUCAUAUGUUAGUGCCUAUAAUAUUAUCCGGUGGUAACAAUUCAACAUUUUUCAUUGAAAACUUUAAUGUUUUAAAACAUGCAGAUAAAUUUCCCGUUCCAACUGUCAUGGGUUUCGUGGCAUUGGACAAGAACCAAUCGUUUCCAGAUUACCAAAUUACGGGGUUUCCUCUACCGAGCGGUUCAUUACUGCCGGCAUUGAUGUGUUCCGAAAUAUUCGAUUGGAAUAAUGAAAUAUGUAUUGCUAUGACCAACUCUGCUACACAAGGAGACAUUCUGUUUGCGUUGGUAUCUUUCCUUCACCCUAAAUCAAGUGGAACAGUUAGACUUAAAAGUAAAAAUCCCGAAGACGGACCAAUAAUAAACACUGGCUAUUUUUCUAACAAGGUUGACUUAAAGAAAUUUGCCAAAUGCAUUAAAGACUUUACAAAAGUCACCGGUACAACAUAUUUAAGAAGAAUUAAAUCUGAAGUAAUCGAUUUAAAUGUCAAAGAAUGUAGCAACAUAAACUUUGGUAGCCAAAAAUACUGGGAGUGUUAUGUACUAAACUUAGCAGCUUCACAAUUUCACUUCUCAGGAACCUGUGCUAUGGGUCCUGAAGGAGUGGGAGUGGUUGAUGAGAGAUUGAGGGUCAGAGGUGUGAAAGGACUUAGAGUUGUUGACGCAAGUAUUAUGCCUUCAAUAGUGAGUGGAAACAUAUACGCCCCGGUAGUAAUGAUUGCUGAAAAAGCAUCUGAUAUGAUUAAAUUAGAUAACAGCUUAUGA
Messenger RNA from Nymphalis io (European peacock), 1620 nucleotides. RefSeq names its product ecdysone oxidase-like. The transcript is spliced from 2 exons. Gene Ontology annotation, molecular function: oxidoreductase activity, acting on CH-OH group of donors; flavin adenine dinucleotide binding. NCBI's taxonomy places the organism in Eukaryota, Metazoa, Arthropoda, Insecta, Lepidoptera, Nymphalidae. The record is from RefSeq and is a predicted model, not a curated record. Bases 250 to 1620 code for a protein of 456 amino acids.